AUGCAGCUGGUGAAAAUGAAAACGUUUUGGGAGAAUAAUGCCAGUGUGAUCCUCUUCCUGCGCCGGUUUGGAUGACCCAUCCUUCGCUCGCUGGUGAAGAGUAUGGAUAGCAUUGCUCCUCAUCUCAGCAAGCAUGAUGUUCGAUUUGUUGCCAUUGGGUUGGAGGACCUGGGGUCUGCUGAAUUCCAUAAGGGCAACUUUUUCAGUGGAGAGCUUUAUAUAGACCCUACAAAGAAGACAUUUUCUGAUCUCCAGUUCAAGGACGUUGGCCUUAUUCAAAUGCUUCCCUCUUUGUUCGACAAAAAGGCCAGGGAUGCCAUAAACAAGUCUCGUGAGCAAAAAAUUGGUGGAGAUAUGAAGGGAGACAAAAAUCAUUAUGGAGGAGUGCUUGUGGUCGACAAGGGGGGCAAGCUUGUGUUCCUUUACCGUCAGCAGCACUUUGCUGAAUUCCCAACUCCGGAAGAAAUUCUCCAGUCACUUGGCAUCUCAUAAUUGUUACCUUGUGAUCCAUGUUAUCUUCCUACUAAUCACUUAUGCAAGAUAAUUAUGCCAUUAUCAAGGUGCUUCUUGUUAUGAUUUUCCAGUCUUGCAAUUGAGAAGUAUGUGAUUGUCUUUUGCAUGAUUUCAUUACAAUAGUGGAAUUUAUUUGUUGUGUUUUUUUGUGGCAUGCAGUGUGUGGACACUUGCUUUUUCUGUAUCUUGCAAGUAUCAGUAGAAAUUAGAGAUCGACUGAUGUAUCAGUUGCCAUUAUAAAUCAGCUGAUAUGCCCAUAUCAGUGAGUAUUCCCUUAGGCUCUUCCAAACCUUAUUUUUGCUGAUAUCUAAAGUAUCUUUGCAGUAAAAAGAAAUAUGACUAGGACUCUUUUCCAUGCCCAUAUGGAAACCAUGAGGCAUGUGAUAUAGCCAAUAUGGCAUUAUCCAAGAGGUGAGGAAUAGCAGGUCUUUUGCUCUGCUUGUGUUCUGGUCUUGCACAUGGACACAGACCUUUGCUCUAAGGCUUAGGUUUGGCCUAUGCUUUGCAGCCUAACUUCAUUGUGAGUUCAUCAAGGAGAAUUUGAAGUGAAAUCAAGCUGUCCUGUUGAAUCUUCAAUUUGGUUUUGUUCAUGCUGGAAUGUUGGCCAAUAUUGGAAUUGGUAAAAUUGGUAAAAUCUAAUAUCAGUCGAUCUCUUGUAGAAAUAGGCACUUUUUCUAUCCAUUCAUUAACUGCAGCAAAAACAAUCAUGUUGGAGAGAUGAAUUCCUCCACUUCCACAAAAUGGAAGCUUUACAUUUUCUGGUCUUGCCACAUGCAUGACAACUGGUUAGGUUAAGUUAAUCUGUGAUGAUUUGCCUUCAUGUGCUCAGGGUGUCCAUAUAAUGGCAUCACUGCAGUUUGAGAUGUAUGUAGUUUGAGAUUUUUUUAAAGAUUAUUGCUGAUAUUCAUUAGACUAUCUGAUUUGUUUCAGUGUAAUUGAAUGCUUCCUAUCAAGAUGAUGUGAACUGGAGCAGCGAAAAAUGACACUGGGAGAUGAAAACUAUAGUUAUCUCUUGGUUGAUGAUGAGUCUGUCUGCUCAGUCAUAUCGAGGAAGUUUAACAUAUAUAAUGCAGUCCUUAUUUUCUUGCAAUAAACCC
Molecule: messenger RNA, 1610 nt
Organism: Darwinula stevensoni
Lineage: Eukaryota; Metazoa; Arthropoda; Ostracoda; Podocopida; Darwinulidae
Source: the annotation of a GenBank genome assembly